Messenger RNA from Suillus bovinus, 378 nucleotides. RefSeq lists its product as uncharacterized. Bases 1 to 378 code for a protein of 125 amino acids. The record is from RefSeq and is a predicted model, not a curated record. The transcript is spliced from 7 exons. Lineage: Eukaryota; Fungi; Basidiomycota; Agaricomycetes; Boletales; Suillaceae.
AUGUUUAUCCGCGUCUCUACUGUUUUCGUUGUUCUCCUCGGCUUAACGGCCCUCGUCAACACUGAAGUGCUAGCCGCUCGCCCUAGUGUUCACACUCGUAACAUUGUCGUGAGAGUGGCCCCAGUGUCUCCAGAACCAGACCCAGGCAAGCCGGUAGUGAGUGGACGUGAUGAGACUCCGGAACCAGACCCAGGCAAGCCGGUAGAUGAGACUCCGGAACCAGACCCAGGCAAGCCGGUAGUGAGUGGACGUGAUGAGACUCCGGAACCAGACCCGGGCAAGCCGGUAGUGGGUAGGCGUGACGAAUCUCCAGAACCAGACCCAGGCAAGCCGGUAGUGAGUGGACGUGUAAGCUUUGUUUCACAUCAAAUCUCAUAA